CAUCACGGUUUCGCCUAAUCGCCCACAAAAAAUUACAUCUCUCCCUCUCAUUCACUCACGAACAGUUCAAAGUUCAGCAAAUUCUGAGCCACAAAUCCGAGCUGAACUUGUUUUAAUUCUUCUCUUUUAAAGGAGAUCGCUAUUCAUGGAGAUUAAUACUGCAAGGUUUUGCCUUGACAAACUAUGGUGUUUUCCACGUAAUUUAACGACAUCGGAUUUCGAAAAUUUCCAGAAAAUUUCUCGUCAUGUUUCCCCCUGGAUUCCGAGAACGAAUUACCGAAAUUUAGUUCAAUCUUAUCGGGCGUCUACAUGCAAAUAUCGGAAUCGGAUGAAAGCAUAUUCCAUGGCGUUUAGUGUGGAAGAAUCUCCACCUUUAAAUUCUGAGCAAUUUUCUAGUUAUGAAUAUAAUGAGGAAGAUUCUGAGGAGUCGCGGGAGAAGAUUCUAUCACAGCCGUUGAGCCGUGAAGAGUUAAGGUCUCUAUUGACUGAUUCCGAAAGGCAAAAGCUUGUUAAGAAGUUAAGCGAAGCCAAUCAACAAAACCGGUAUCUCAAACGACAGCUCUAUGUGAGAGAGGAUGCAUUGGUCAGCUUCAAAAGAGAACUUGCUGUCUUGGACCUCGAAAUUCAGGCUUUAAUCUCCUUGGCGGAAGAAAUAGCUCAAUUGAGCAUUCCAGAAGGUUCUAGAAGGAUCAAUGGGAAGUUCAUUCAAUCUCACCUACUUUCGCGGUUAGAAGCUGUACAUGAGAAAGUGAAGCAACAGAUAAAGGAUGUUGAUGCUGCAGAAUCCAAGGAAGUCCCGUUAUUUUGGUGUGGCAUGGCAGAGAGUGUUCAAGUAAUGGGCACCUUUGAUGGCUGGAGUCAAGGGGAACACUUAUCUCCAGAGUAUGAUGGUUCUUUAACGAGGUUCUGUACUACAUUAAUGCUUAGACCUGGAAGGUAUGAAAUCAAGUUCCUGGUUGACGGGGAGUGGCAGCUAUCACCAGAAUUUCCAACAGUUGGUGAAGGAUUAAUGAAGAAUAAUUUACUAAUUGUGGAGUAGCUCCAGUGCUGCGGUUCAAGUCAUAAUUGUAUUACAGAGCAAUCGGUAUGUCCAGUGUGAGCUUCUUUCACGUAAAUCUAUUCCUUUCCAAUUUUGUUUUCUGCUUAAUGUUUGUAAGUAGCAACCAUAUAUACAUCUUACCUUAUUCUGUAUUAUAAUUUUUUUUUGUGGUUUCUACUACCUAGGUUGCAAAAAUAGACAGCAUUUCCAUUAUGGUAUCCAUGUGUGUUCUAAUUUUA
Messenger RNA from Mangifera indica (mango), 1278 nucleotides. RefSeq names its product protein PTST, chloroplastic. The transcript is spliced from 8 exons. The record is from RefSeq and is a predicted model, not a curated record. The coding region runs from base 146 to 1039 and encodes 297 amino acids. NCBI's taxonomy places the organism in Eukaryota, Viridiplantae, Streptophyta, Magnoliopsida, Sapindales, Anacardiaceae.